AUGAGUUCUGGUGCUGUGGACGCAGUUGAACAUGUGUUGGAGUUUGUGACUGAUUCUCUUGAUCAAUUUGGAAAGCUUGCUGAGGUGGUGAUUGCUGCGAUAUCUCUGCUUUGGUUUUACCCGCUAUAUGUCUUUAGCAUGGUUCUAAGCAUCAUCUGGAAGGUGCUUCAAGUCAUGCUUGAGUUUGUCUUAAAAAUUAGACUUUCUAAUAAUGCUGUCAGGUAUAAUGACAUUGCCAAGUUUGGGUAUGCUGCAAUGGGACGAUCCAAGUUCACAGGAGAGAAAGACUCGAGCCAAAUUAUGAGCUUGGGGGCAGCAGCAACAGAAGAAGAUGCAAAUCUCAUAGCCAAAUUAUUUGGAUCAAUUGGCAAAAUAUGGAAAGCUGAUGAAAAGUAUUUUGAUGCUGUAACUGGUCUGAGGGAGUUUUUAGGGAUGUGUGUAGCAAUUGAAUUCAGGCCUUUAUCCUAA
Molecule: messenger RNA, 468 nt
Organism: Arachis stenosperma
Lineage: Eukaryota; Viridiplantae; Streptophyta; Magnoliopsida; Fabales; Fabaceae
Product: pyrroline-5-carboxylate reductase-like
Exons: 5
Coding region: 1-468 (155 amino acids)
Source: RefSeq, a predicted model, not a curated record